CAAACCCCGGAAAUGGGAAGUUGAGGAUUGAGAAAGUUUUUAAAAUGUUGUAAGCUGUAUGUUUAGAUCCUCACUGUGCGUUUGAUCAUCCAGAAUGUAUUGCUAAUAUCUCAAUUUCCAAAUUGUGAAACGCUAACAGUCACAUAUCAAUACGUUUGGGAUGAUUUCUUGGCACAAAUUCCGAGUUUUAACAAGAAGUACAUUCCUGAUCAGAAAUCGACUCGUCCAGUUCUUGCUGUGAAAUGACCUGACUAUAGGAGCUCACAGUGAAAGAUUAUUACAAUGGCCCGAAUAGCCUGGUAUCAGGAAAAGAUUGGUGCCUAUGACCAGCAAGUCUGGGAGAAAUCUUUGGAGCAACAACCCGAUUUAAAAGGAUUACAUACUAAGCCAAAGAAGAAUUGCCACAUCAAACCAGACCUCAUAGAUGUUGAUUUAGUACGAGGGUCAACAUUUAGUAAGGCUAAACCAGAGAGUCCCUGGACAGCCUUGACGAGGAAGGGUUUGGUGCGAGUGCUGCUCUUUCCUUUCUUCUUUCAGUGGUGGAUCCAGGUGACCUCCAAGUGUGUCUCCAUAUGUAUCCUCGUACUCUACUUAUUACAAGUUGCUGCUGUGGUGCUGUACUUGGACGUCCCUGGGGCAAAUGCCAGUGAGGUGUUUGGUCCCAUGUGUCUUAUGUUGCUGUUGGGGACUGUGCACUGCCAAAUCGUGUCGACUGAGUCCAGCCGGUGGCCUUCAGGCAGUCCAGCUGCCAGCAUCACAACCAGCCCAGCUCGCAGGAGGAGGCCAAGGAAGAGCAAAUAUCCUAAAAGGUCUGAGGAAAAGAAUGACAGUGUGGAUGUCCCUCUACCAGAUGGAACAAACGCAGAAAAGAAAAAUGAGCAGAACAACAAUAAGUGUGGCUUUGGAGCUUCUGAUGAGUUGUCAAGUGAUGAAGAAUAUGGAGUACAAUCAAUGGAGGAUCCUCAUGCACUACCUCAUAGAGAAGACAAUGAAACAACACAUUCAACAUUCACUGUCAGAAGAAGAAAUGUAAAGUCUCACUGUAAACCUGCUGUGAAACCUCAGGUGGGAAAUGUGUCUGCUGUCAGGAUGAAACCCCGAGAACUGGAGCGUCUUAAGCCAAAUGUGAGCCCUCGUCAUGCCUCGGACACUGAUGACACAAUGUGGGAGGAGCUUCUGCAGGGCCCAGACACGGUCUCAACAGGGAGCAGUGACAGUGAAGCCAAUGCGAGGUACAGUGGAGGGGCCAUGGCUCUCCGGGAAAGCUCCUCUCAGAGCAACAAUGAUGAAAGUCUACAUCAGAGCAUCACAGGAAACCAACUGUCAUGGCUUCAGGCUUGUCAUCCAUCCAAGGACAAAGUUAGUGCCAUUAUUUGGGAACAGGGCGAGUGUAAGAAAGUCGACAUGUCAGUAUUGGAGAUAAGUGGAAUCAUCCUAACACGGGUGAAGAUGGUAGAGCAGGGUGUAGGCUACCUGAUGUUUGGUGGAGUGGUUACAGCCACAUUGGCUUUGCUUCCUUUUGCAUUUCGACUGGCUGAGGAACUGAACAUGUCUAGCCUCAGCUCUACGGCCAUGUCUGAGGUAUUGGAGAUGGCAGUGGGACCACCUGAUGCCAAAGCCUAUGUGUUUUACUUUAUCACUACAGUGCAAAGAAUCUGCCUCACUGGACUAUUCUUCUUUAUGAUGUGUGUGGCUGAAAGAACAUAUAAACAGAGACUUCUAUUUGCCAAGUUCUUUAGCCAUCUAACCUCAGCUCGAAAGGCCAAGAAGUCUGAGGUUCCUCAUUUUCGACUGAAGAAAGUGCAGAACAUAAAGAUGUGGUUGUCUCUACGCUCUUUUCUCAGAAGAAGGGGGCCUCAGCGCUCUGUUGAUGUCAUUGUCUCCACAAUAUUCCUUUUAGCACUUUCUAUUUCAUUCAUUGUCUGCGCCCAGCUUUUGCACAAUCAUAAAAUGUAUCUGGAAUCUUUAACUAAUUGGGAGCUUGUUGUGUGGGGACCCUCCCUCCUACUCUUUCUAUUGAGACUUGCUACUUUAGGCUCUGAGACAACCAGCAAAUACAGUAACUCCUCAGUAUUACUCACUGAGCAGAUUAACUUGUAUCUUAAAAUGGAGAAGAAACCCAACAAAAAAGAGGAACUAAAUAUUGUUAACAAUGUUUUGAAGCUGGCAACAAAACUAAUGAAGGAGCUGGAUACUCCAUUCAGACUUUUGGGUUUGACUGUGAACCCUCUAAUCUACAACAUCACUAAAGUGGUCAUUCUGUCUGCUGUGUCAGCUGUGGUCAGUGACCUGCUGGGCUUCAACAUCAGACUUUGGAAGAUCAAGUCUUAAUGUGAACCUGGCAAACCACUAUCAGAUGAACACUGGAGAUGAGACAUACUGCGUGUGCAUCUCAUUAAUCUACAAAUCAAAUGUGUGCCAACCUACUGACACUUAAGGAAAUGUCUGUGCCAUUCAGCUUCCUGUGGCAAGCAUUGGAUGCCUCGACAAUCAGUCACAUGCCCCACUACUGGCUGCCCAACUGAUGCACUUUCCAUUACCUCUGCCUCUAAUCUGGAACAUAACUAUGACCAUGAAUGUCCCCCAGUGUAUAACUUUAAUAAUGGUGUCUGCAAAACUAGUACAAUUAUUUAACAAAUAUAAUUGUAUAUUUUUGGACACACAUAUUAUAUUUAAAUUACUUUCUAGUGAUGUUAUGACAGGGAUUUGUUGAGGAUUUACUGAUGGUUUUAAAUUCAAAAUAAAUCCAUCAAAAGGAAAAAAAUGUACAGCAAGAUAUUUGUGCAAUGUUGUUAUUGUUAAUGUAAAGUUGUUGGAGCAAGGGAAAUGGUGGAAGAAACCUACUCUAUUUUAAGACUCAACUGAAAAGGUACCUUUAUGUCACUUUAAGACUUUUUUAUGGCAUUUAAGCUGAUAAAAUAAAAUUAACGGGUGUUUCUUUUGUGUGUAACGGG
This is a messenger RNA of Periophthalmus magnuspinnatus, 2954 nucleotides long. RefSeq names its product putative homeodomain transcription factor 1 (gene phtf1). Gene Ontology annotation, cellular component: endoplasmic reticulum. The coding region runs from base 283 to 2331 and encodes 682 amino acids. The transcript is spliced from 17 exons. The record is from RefSeq and is a predicted model, not a curated record. NCBI's taxonomy places the organism in Eukaryota, Metazoa, Chordata, Actinopteri, Gobiiformes, Gobiidae.